Messenger RNA from Lynx canadensis (Canada lynx), 1734 nucleotides. RefSeq names its product insulin like growth factor 2 mRNA binding protein 1 (gene IGF2BP1). Gene Ontology annotation, cellular component: cytoplasm; cytosol; nucleus. Gene Ontology annotation, biological process: nervous system development; regulation of gene expression. The transcript has 15 exons. Lineage: Eukaryota; Metazoa; Chordata; Mammalia; Carnivora; Felidae. Gene Ontology annotation, molecular function: mRNA 3'-UTR binding. The record is from RefSeq and is a predicted model, not a curated record. The coding region runs from base 1 to 1734 and encodes 577 amino acids.
AUGAACAAGCUGUACAUCGGCAACCUCAACGAGAGCGUGACCCCCGCGGACUUGGAGAAAGUGUUUGCGGAGCACAAGAUCUCCUACAGCGGCCAGUUCUUGGUCAAGUCCGGCUAUGCCUUCGUGGACUGCCCCGACGAGCACUGGGCGAUGAAGGCCAUCGAAACUUUCUCCGGGAAAGUCGAAUUGCAAGGAAAACGCCUAGAGAUUGAACACUCGGUCCCCAAAAAACAAAGGAGUCGGAAAAUCCAGAUUCGAAAUAUCCCACCCCAGCUUCGUUGGGAAGUGCUGGAUAGCCUGCUGGCCCAAUAUGGUACAGUGGAGAAUUGCGAGCAAGUGAACACCGAGAGUGAGACGGCAGUGGUGAAUGUCACCUAUUCCAACCGGGAACAGACCAGGCAAGCCAUCAUGAAGCUGAAUGGCCACCAGCUGGAGAACCACGCCUUAAAGGUCUCCUACAUUCCCGAUGAGCAGAUAGCACAGGGUCCUGAGAACGGACGCCGAGGAGGCUUUGGCUCUCGGGGUCAGCCCCGCCAGGGCUCCCCUGUGGCGGCGGGGGCCCCGGCCAAGCAGCAGCAAGUGGACAUACCCCUGCGGCUCCUGGUGCCCACCCAGUAUGUGGGUGCCAUCAUUGGCAAGGAGGGGGCCACCAUCCGAAACAUCACGAAACAGACCCAGUCCAAGAUCGACGUGCACAGGAAGGAGAACGCAGGCGCUGCGGAGAAGGCCAUCAGUGUCCACUCAACCCCGGAGGGCUGCUCCUCUGCGUGUAAGAUGAUCUUGGAGAUUAUGCAUAAGGAAGCGAAGGACACCAAAACGGCCGACGAGGUUCCCCUGAAGAUCCUGGCCCAUAAUAACUUUGUGGGGCGGCUUAUUGGCAAGGAAGGGCGCAACCUGAAGAAAGUGGAGCAGGACACCGAGACGAAAAUCACCAUCUCUUCGCUGCAGGACCUCACCCUCUACAACCCCGAGAGGACCAUCACCGUGAAGGGGGCCAUUGAGAACUGCUGCAGGGCCGAGCAGGAGAUCAUGAAGAAAGUUCGGGAGGCCUACGAGAACGACGUGGCUGCCAUGAGUCUGCAGUCGCACCUCAUCCCCGGCCUGAACUUGGCGGCUGUGGGUCUUUUUCCAGCCUCGUCCAGUGCGGUCCCGCCACCGCCUAGUAGCGUCACUGGAGCGGCUCCAUACAGCUCCUUUAUGCAGGCUCCGGAGCAGGAAAUGGUGCAGGUGUUCAUUCCCGCGCAGGCCGUGGGCGCCAUCAUAGGGAAGAAGGGACAGCACAUCAAACAGCUCUCCCGCUUUGCCAGCGCCUCCAUCAAGAUUGCUCCUCCCGAAACUCCUGACUCCAAAGUUCGUAUGGUCAUCAUCACUGGACCCCCGGAGGCCCAAUUCAAGGCUCAGGGAAGAAUUUAUGGAAAACUCAAGGAGGAGAACUUCUUUGGUCCCAAGGAGGAAGUAAAGCUGGAGACCCAUAUCCGGGUGCCAGCGUCAGCUGCCGGCAGGGUUAUUGGCAAAGGUGGCAAAACGGUGAAUGAGUUGCAGAAUUUGACAGCAGCCGAGGUGGUGGUGCCCAGAGACCAGACCCCAGAUGAGAACGACCAGGUCAUCGUCAAGAUCAUCGGGCAUUUCUAUGCCAGCCAGAUGGCCCAGCGGAAGAUACGAGACAUCCUGGCCCAAGUGAAACAGCUGCACCAAAAGGGACAGAGUAACCAGGCCCAGGCACGGAGGAAGUGA